AUGGCUCGCUUGAAUGCCGCGGAAGUGAGAGCACAGUUACGAUGGCGCAGUUACACCACCAACAAACUACUCUCAGCCACUUCGCUAACAAAAUGGCCAGGUCUGCAAACGAUUGCUCUAACGCAGACACCACUCGGUGACUAUGAUUCUUUGCAUGAUCCUCCCCCAUUCCCAGCAACCUCCUCGCCCCCCUGCCCCUGGCCUUCCGGGACAAACUCGGAAUUCUCCUUGGAGUUUUACAGACCACAGACGGCCUUAGCAUUCUCAGGUGCUCACUUUUCGUUCGGAAGCCUAGCGAAGUGGAUUAGGGUGCGGGGUUUCAACGACUACAAUCGCCAAUUCCACUUGGAAAGCUUGGUAGAUUGCGAGUUUCUAGUUUCCCUGUCUUCAUAUCAGUCGCUUGAAAGGGGAUCUGGGGAUCUUGUUUAUUGGAGCAAACAUCGGCCAACCUGGACAUUCGGGACAUGCUGGACAUGCUGCGUGAGCCAUUCUUUUGGCAUUAAGGAGUCAGAGAUUGACUACCUCGUUUUGAAGCAACAUGUGGUAUUUGAUGUUGCAUUUUCUCUUCCCCCAAGAGCCCCUCUCAGUUCAACCUACAUUUACCUUUUCUUUCCAGAUGCGUAUAAUGGAUCGAAAGAGAAAAAGGACUAA
Histoplasma capsulatum G186AR is the source of this 651-nucleotide messenger RNA. RefSeq lists its product as uncharacterized. NCBI's taxonomy places the organism in Eukaryota, Fungi, Ascomycota, Eurotiomycetes, Onygenales, Ajellomycetaceae. The coding region runs from base 1 to 651 and encodes 216 amino acids. The transcript is spliced from 4 exons. The record is from RefSeq and is a predicted model, not a curated record.